GGUACGGCAUGCGCCUGCAAUUCUCAUCCGCUUAUCAUCCCCAAACGGACGGUCAGACAAAGAGGACAAACCAAACGAUGGAACAACUGAUUCGGACAAACUGCCCCGACCGAAACAAAUUGGAGGACACGCUUCCCAUGUUGGAAUUCUCCUACAACAAUGUGCCAUCAGCUACGACUAAUCAUUCCCCGUUUUACCUCAAUUACGGGAUGGACCAGACGUGAUUCAACACUUAGUUAUUCAU
This is a messenger RNA of Closterium sp. NIES-67, 244 nucleotides long. NCBI's taxonomy places the organism in Eukaryota, Viridiplantae, Streptophyta, Zygnematophyceae, Desmidiales, Closteriaceae. The record is from the annotation of a GenBank genome assembly.